AUGUCGGGCUUCGGCAUGGCUUCCGCGCCGAAGCGCGCGAAAAGGAGAGCCAUCGGAUGGGGAUUUGCGCGGGGCUUAGCGGUGGCCGUUCUGUCCAUGGCCUUGAAGGGCUGUGAGAAUAAUGAUACCUGCUACCCGGAUGGCACGGCAUCAGCGACCGGGGAGUACUCCUGCGUCUCUGACACGUUUUGCGGGAAUCAGGGCUCUGCCAACAGACUGGGUGCCAUGAGCCUAGCGGCCUGCAUGACACAGUGCGUAGCCAGAGACUGCCGAGUGAUCCAGUACGACUGUGGCAGUGAGUGCUGGCUGCUGGACAGCUGCGGCGAGCAUAAAGAGUCCAGUUGCUCAAGCAGUACUUACUACAGGGACCUCACCUGGACAGCCACCACGGCAGUGGCCACAACAACCACAACCACAACAUCAAUAUCAGCAGCGUCGUGUUUCUCCGGCGUUGUGCCCAGUGGUGGCUUCUAUACCUGCACACCCCUGAAGUAUUGCAGCAACCAAAUCAGUGCCACGCGGUAUGGAGACCUCAAUCUGGCGGACUGUCUCCAGUUGUGUGACCAGGCGCCAGGCUGCACUGCCGUCCAGCACGACUGCGGCACCGGUUGCUGGGCGAUGAUUGACGACGUGUGCGGCUCGGAAACGCCAACCAGCUGUGGUAGCAACAUCUACUACAAGGCGGCAACAACGACCACGAGCGCGACAGGGACGACCGCACUUAUAGGGACGACGGUGCCAAGCACCUCGGGAGCAUGCUUUCCAGGAACAGUGGACUCCGGAGCGUAUACUUGCACCAGCAACAUGUAUUGUAGCAACCAGCACUCGGCCACGAUCGAGGGGACUAUGUCGUUGACUGCUUGCAUGGUCAGGUGUGACGCUGAUGCCGCGUGCACGGGCAUCCAGUAUGACUGCAACACCGACUGCUGGUUGCUAAUCGGCACGGACUGCGGCGCAGAGCAGCUGUCGAGUUGUGGGAGUAGCGUGUACUACAAGGCGGCAACAACGACCACGAGCGCGACAGGGACGACCGCACUUGUAGGGACGACGGGGCCAAGCACCAUCUUGGGAGCAUGCUUUCCAGGAACAGUGGACUCCGGAGCGUAUACUUGCACCAGCAACAUGUAUUGUAGCAACCAGCACUCGGCCACGAUCGAGGGGACUAUGUCGUUGACUGCUUGCAUGGUCAGGUGUGACGCUGAUGCCGCGUGCACGGGCAUCCAGUAUGACUGCAACACCGACUGCUGGUUGCUAAUCGGCACGGACUGCGGCGCAGAGCAGCUGUCGAGUUGUGGGAGUAGCGUGUACUACAAGACGGCGACGGCGACGACCUCCUUGCCUGGUGGCACCACGGCAUCUCCCGAAGCUUGCUUUGCUUCCGAUGGCGUUGUGAGGAACAACGGGGAUUAUACCUGCAUCCCGCAGAAAUACUGCUCGAAUCAGGGGGAGGCCCUGAUGCUGGGGGACAUGAGCUUCGAGGCGUGCCUGGCAGAGUGUGAGAGGUACGACUGCGGCGCGGUGCAGCACGACUGCGGCACCGGCUGCUGGUUGCUGAAGUCCUGCAGCAAUGAGUUGGAUACACUUUGCGGGAGCAACGUCUACGUGCGGCAGUUGCCCUACACCACCACCACCACCACCUUCUUGGGCCAAUGUCUUGCGACCAACUUCUCAUUCCCGGCAUGGGAUUAUUCCUGCUUCGAGGCAUCAUACUGCUCAAACCAGGAUCAGGCAACGAACCAUGGAGCGAUGACCUUGGACCAGUGUGCUCAGCUUUGCCGGGUCACGGGCUGUGAGGCCAUUCAGUAUGACUGCGGCAGGGACUGCUGGUUGUUGCCAUCUGGCGUUGGUUGCGCGUCUAUGCUCCCUACCACCUGUGGCAGCAGCAUCUACACACCAUACUCAUCAAACCCAUCACAGACUGACUACGAGAUGGGAGCUGAUAAGAUGGUGGUUUAUAGCAGCACGACCUGCGAAACGGAUGACUGUCUGGUCACAGUAUCUUGCCCGUUCUCCUGGGGCCUCACGAAUUGCCAGAGCAUCCCUCCCAAUUCCGGGGACGGCGUGAUGAACUAUGCUGAUGGCUCCUGUGGGGUUCAGAGCAGUGGGGCCGUGAUUCUGGCAGAGGCCACCUGUGAGAAGGUCACCACCUACGGAGACGGAUAUUUGAUGAGCGACCCCUGGCAGGAAGGCGACGUGAGUGUGACGUGUACGGGCGGCCACGCAAUCUCCUGCUACUGCCAGACUGCCUGGUUGGUCGCAGACGCUUGUGGCGGCGUGUCACAGUGGGAGCCGGUGCAUGGCAGGUGCGACAAGAGCCUCCCCGUGGAUGUCGUCUCACAUCGGCGCCGCGGCGUGGAGAACGGCGCCGGGGCGAGGGUCACCGCCACCUGCCUCAGCGAUCCCGUGACAUCCUUGAACCUUGUCCUGGCCGGGGAUCUGCAGGAGACGACGGACGUCCACUACUGCGGCUGGUCGCCCGUAUUAUUGCCCACAACCCAGGCAGACUGCAGAGUAUGGAUGGAGAACUAUGAGGAUGUCGGGGUUUGCUUGGACUGCCUGGACUUCGCCACUUGCGUGGAGACGUGCAACUCCUGCGCUGCAUGCACGGGAGUAAUGGUGCGGGACGUGGGGAGCAAUGUCCACUGCACGCUGCUGGGGACGACAGAUGAUUCCUCACAGCCGUUGUUUCAGAGCAGCUUUGUCCCCAAGUCUUCGGGCGGCGAUUACGUGGGGGGCCAGUACAUGAACACCCGGCACCCCGGGUGCGCUGUGCCGACUCUGGAGAUCCAGAGCCUGCGCUUUUAUACCGACCCCACAUGUAGUGAUUCGUCUGCUUAUGGAAAUCGACGGAUCUAUCCGGACUCCGUACGCGACUCCGGCUUCAACAUCCUCGGAAGCCUGCCAUGGGCUCAUUCAAUCGGCAGGGUCUCUUUGGAUGUGACCAUCCCGGCUGGAUGGCCGGUGAUGUGCGUGCUGAUCCAAACCAACGGCUUCCUGGAGGGAUGGACCUUGUCUGGACCCGGCAACCCCACGCUCUCCGGCGGCGCGAUACUUACCUACUCCCCCCGCUUCCUGCCGGUCUUCUACCCGCUCAGGAGCAAGGUGACCGUGACUGGCAGUAUGACGUGGGCCGACUGCAUUGGCUGCAUGUCGCCGGUUGUGGAACGCAACUUCGGGAAAGCCCUUGGAGGUGUGCUGAACCUGCCACAGCACUACUUUGAGGUGAGCAGAAUUGGGCAGACGUACGAUUGGAAAAUAGUUUUGCACUUCUACGUGGACACGCAGUUUGCCCACGCGUUGGGCAGCUACUUUGGCACCGCCGCACCUUUGCCGACCAUUCUGCUCGAGGAGGUUUUGAAGACUGCGGGCACUUUCACGCUGCACGAGCUGGAGACGAGCCUUAGGCAGUCGGACAUUACUUACGGCUCCUUCAGCCUCAGUAGUUGGGGGCCAUUCGAACUGACCGGGCAAAGCGCACCAAGCUACUCAGCGUGGACAACUCCAGCUCCCUCGCCGGGGCAGACCGCUGUGAUGACCACCGUGGCCACUGUCACUGCUUCGCCGGAGGAUGAGAUGGGCACUGUGAUGCUCGUCGUCUCAUUGUGUGUUUCUGGUGCGACCCUCCUCCUGCUGGCUUGCAUAUUCCGGCGGCGUAUUCGGAUCUGUUUGCGCGGCAAGUCUCGGAGUACAGCCCCGGCGCCCGUGAAGCACGGGGCGCCCGUGACCUCUUCUGGGCCCUCGGCGGUGGUCUACGGGGGGAAGGCGCUGCUCAGGACCCACAGCAAGGAGGAGUUCAGCCCCUUGUCCGAGGACGCCUUCAUGAACUUGCCCAAGUACUGGAACGGUUCGAGGGAUGGGCGGAGCUACGAGGGCGCCUUGAGGGAGGACUUGGCCUUUGACGAGCUGAUGUACGUGUCCCACGAGAGCCUGCAGCAUUUCCAGGACAUGGUGACGCACAGCUACAGAGCCAUCACCACGCAGGACCGGCUGUGCCCCACGGGGAAGCACGACAAGACGCGGGGCGGCUGCCCCUGCGUGCAGGUGGGGGGCGAUCCUGGCCUGCCCACGGGCUUCCAGGUGAAGCGUGUGAUCCGGGUAGAGGACUCCGAGAUGUUCACCCGGUACAUCACGCGGCUCUCCAAGAUCAAGGCGACCCGCACCUCCUGCGACGCCCCGGACCCGAGCUUCUUCACCCGGGAUGCCAUGGAUCACUUCCCUGGGCUGCAGGACGUCCUGGGGACCCUGGACGACGAGCUCAACGAGGUGUACCUGUGGCACGGCACGCAGGUGCGCACCGGGCUCCAGAUCGCCCAGGAGGACUUCAACCUCACCUUCGCUGGGUCUGGGGCGGGCACCAUGUACGGCAAGGGCCUCUACUUCUGUGAGAGUGCCACGAAGGCGGAUGAGUAUGCCAGGGACGAGCCAGGGGGGCACUACGAAGGGGUACGCGCGCUGCUGCUUUGCCGGAUUUGUGUGGGGAAGUUUCACUACACCCAGGACCGUGAGCCCACGGCCAUCGACAAGUACACCUCCGGGGAGAGCGACAGCACGGUGGGGGACCGUGCCAAGUCGGUGAACACCUACCGGGAGAUCGUGGUCUACGAUACCGACCAGGUGUACCCCGAGUACCUGGUGCUCUACGAGCGGCUUCAGAAGGGUGAGACCCCUCAACCGCCCCCCAAAGACCUGCCGUUCCUUCUGGAGCUGCCGCUCUACUGGAAGAACGUGGGCAAGAACCCUUACACAGAAGGCUUCCGGGAGCACUGGGUGGUGAAGCACCAGAUCAAGGAGCUGGUGCAGCGCCUGGCGGCCGGCUCUCACUCGGGCUCAGCCCCCACGGCGGUGAAGGUGCGCCGCGUGGAGGACUCAAACCUCUGGUGCCGCUACAUCAACUGGAAGCGUAACUUGCAGAAUCAGGUGGACAAGGAUGGGCACAAGUGCGUGCCGCCCAAUGAGCUGGACGGCAAUCCCGACAGCGGCCACGUGCUGACUGGCAAGAUCCUCGAGGAGUUCCAUGGUGACGAGGCCAUUAGUGUGGAGAACAUGACCCCGGGCCUCAACGAGAUGCUCCUGUGGCACGGUACCUCCCAGAAGGCUGCAGAGGCCAUCGCGGAGCAGGGCUUCAUGGUGAACAGCAGCGGCACCCACGGGCGGCGCUUCGGGAACGGGGUGUACUUGGCCGAAGACCUGGCCAAGAGCAUGAGCUACGCCUCGGAGGCAAACGGCAUUAUCUACGUGUUGCUCUGCCGGGCGACUUGCGGGCACAUGUACUACACUGAGAGGGACUGGCAUAGCAGUGCCCACGAGGAUGCCCAAAAAUUGCACAAAACCGGCAUCCUGGCGAACCCCAACAAGAAAGGCCCUAGAGAGUACAUUCUUUUCGACGUCUCACAGGUCUAUCCCGAGUAUAUCAUUGAGUUCAAGCGCUAG
Molecule: messenger RNA, 5430 nt
Organism: Effrenium voratum
Lineage: Eukaryota; Dinophyceae; Suessiales; Symbiodiniaceae
Source: the annotation of a GenBank genome assembly